UUUUGGUUGCGUUUUUUUUGGUUUUCAAAUUUGAUUUUACAAUCAAACAAUUUGUUGGCGGUUCGUGAUUUUAACUUUUAUUUUAAAUUUUUGAGAUUUUAUUUUCUAAUUGCAUUUCAAUAAGGUCAUCAUUAACGUCCAGAUAAUGGAGCAAACUGACGAGCCACUGAUAAUAGUUUUACAUGUACACGAAGCUAUCAACCUUUAUCGAUCAAAAAACAUACCGAUUCUAAUUAGUGCCUCGUUAGACAAAAAUACACUGCAAACAGACAGUCGCCUUCCAGGCAUCGCUUCCACCAGCUUUGAUAGCAAUAUGGUAUGGGAAACCGAUCGCCGUUCUGUAAAACGCAUGAAAACAGAAAAUCUUCCCGUUAAGCUGGAAUGCUUUUCGAUUGACCAAAAUGCGAACCAGCAGCGCGUUCAAAUUGGCCAUCUAGUGCUUCCGCUUCGUUCCGUACCGCUAAUUCCAUCUAUCAAAGCUGAUACUGUAAAACCUCGGUGGUACAGAUUGAUAGGUUUGGCAAAUCCCGAAUGGAAGAGCCAGAAACCGGAGUUGCAGCUAACGGUUUUAAUCACUGAUAAAAGAUACCUACUUCCUGACCGAAAGAAACCACAAGAGGAUACUGAGCUGGAAACCGAUCGUUGUUUGGUUAUCUUCGCUAACCCGCAAGCUACUCGAUUAGAAUCCCGUGAAAAUCUUCCCAUCCGACUACUAGAGGAACGUGGAUUACUUCAGAUUGGCAACGGUGAGCAGGAAUCUGAUAUAUUUCUAGUGAAGAUAGUGUUGAAGCAUGUCAAACAACUUUUGUCGUUGCUUUCGGAAGAGGAACGACACGGAGAAUCUUCGUCAGAUGGGAUACAAAUGCGAUAUGAUCUGCUUGGGGACACCUAUCCUUGUACGAUGGAACGCAAACCGAAUGGUGCUUUUUCAAUGCAAGAGAAAAUUGUACUCAAUUUUAGAACAACACUUCAUUCGCUGAAGAGAUAUUUUGCUGAAAUUUUCUCCAUUCGCUUGGAGAUUUUGCUUGGGGAAAGAGUUAUUGGGCGUUCCACUCUACGAUUUGAUGGCAUCAUUGAGGACGAACCGUUAGUAAGUUUUCUGUCUAAGUACGAGAAUUGCUCCGCAACGCAGGAAGUGGAAAAAUACUAUCCCAUCGAACCGGCAUCUGUUAAAUACCAGGAAGCUACCGAAUCGCUCUCGGAUCGCUCAGCUGUACAAUGGCCAGCAAUUAAAUGUAAAUUUAGCCUCAAGUACCUUUCAUCGGACAGAAAAGUCAAUACUGACGACAAAAUUGACCGUGCCUUAGAACCGGAAAGAGAUGUACAGCUAAACUCAAUGGACACUCCUGCGGCUAGUCCUGCUAUCGAUCCAAAGCCAACAAGCUCAUAUGCCGCCAUGUCAUCUAAAAUUGACAUACAAUCGUUACUAAACUGUGAAGAUCGUGACCUUCGCGAUGUUCCGCGCACAUUCGGCUAUCAUCUGCUGGUAAAAAGUGUUCGAUUCAACGCGCGCCCCAGUCCUGGUAUCUGGCAGUUUUCAUUAUACCAUCCAAAGGCGGAUACUCCCCUCACCAAGGUGACGAUGGAGCUAAAUACGAUUGGAUCGGAGACGUUGGAUUUUGCUGACCUUCAGCUGAAGCUGUACUUUUCCGCUCUUCCAGAUCGGGUACUUGAAUUAAUCACUUCCGAUUGCUCCAAGUUAACGAUAAGCGGUCCACAUGGACUGUUUUGCUUCGCCCGAGUUGACAAUCAAAGCUUAGUUGUUGGUAGUAAGGAACAACAGACUGGAGUGUUGAUUCUGGAAAAUCCUAGCGGGGAAAGCUUAGGUAUGGCAACAGUUUAUUGCCACCUGGACGAGGUAGGAAUAAACUAUAACAGCCGAGAGCCUCCUACAGGACCAGAAGUGGGUCCUACUUCAAAAGUACAGAUUGACGAUCAGUUGUCGUAUAAAAUGCUAGAAGAGCAGAAACAAUGGAUGCUGGAGCAACGGGAGUUGUUUUUGUUAGAGUUAAAAAGAAAAGAAGCUACCUAUCUUGCAAAGUUAAGUAACGAAUGGAAAAAACGCCGUGCGAAGGAAAAUGCGGAAUUUGCAACGCGUCUUGAGCAUGUAUCCGCGCUAACAGCUGCUUUGGAAGAAAGUCGAAAGAACCUUGCUAUUCAGAACAGUGAGCGCAUUGAGCAGAAUAAAACCGUAGAGGAAGUGAAAAUCAAACUGGAAGCAUCCUUUCAACAGCAGUUGGAAGGAAUACGAGAAAAAACUAAACGAAUGGAAGCCGAUUUACAGCACAAGGAACAACUCCGUUCACUUCGUUGUCAAGAACUGGAAGCUAAAAAUGAUGCACUGAUUCGGGAGAACGAACAGCUAAAACAUACAGAACAACAGCUUCACGCCAAAGUAAAUACACUAAGCCGGGAUGUCGAAAGCUGUGUAGGUCUGCGCCAACAGGUACAGAUACUGGAGCAAAAAUUAACGGAAAUCGAAAAAUCCAAACUAUUCUACAAGCAACAGUGGGCAAAACUUAUCCGAGAGAUGAACAAGAUGAAGCAGGAGAACGAGGAGCAGCUCAUUGAAGCAUUGCGGGGGAAAGAUCGUAGAAAAAAAGACUACUGCUGGGAGCAGACGGGAUGCCCUCAGCACUAUUCUGGGGAUGUGAUGAACGAAGACGCAGAAUUAGGUAAAAUUCAUCGUAUGAUUUUCGAUGAAAGGCAACGGCAGCUGUGCUGUAAAACCGAUGAUUUCUGUUGAUCCCCAGGAUAGCGGAUCAUGCUUACUUUCGUACUAAUGAUAUUAAGACUGUUAGAUUUAUUACCUACGUUGAAAUAACGAUUUUGGGAUGACGCUUUUAGGAAUUUCUAUUGAUAAACUUAGUUAGAAAAUACACUGUAACUUUUUCCCGAUAA
This is a messenger RNA of Wyeomyia smithii (pitcher-plant mosquito), 2901 nucleotides long. RefSeq names its product centrosomal protein of 120 kDa (gene rha). Gene Ontology annotation, cellular component: centriole; centrosome. The record is from RefSeq and is a predicted model, not a curated record. NCBI's taxonomy places the organism in Eukaryota, Metazoa, Arthropoda, Insecta, Diptera, Culicidae. The transcript is spliced from 5 exons. Bases 146 to 2746 code for a protein of 866 amino acids. Gene Ontology annotation, biological process: positive regulation of centriole elongation; centrosome cycle; interkinetic nuclear migration.